Quercus robur (English oak) is the source of this 2229-nucleotide messenger RNA. RefSeq names its product subtilisin-like protease SBT4.15. The coding region runs from base 1 to 2229 and encodes 742 amino acids. NCBI's taxonomy places the organism in Eukaryota, Viridiplantae, Streptophyta, Magnoliopsida, Fagales, Fagaceae. Gene Ontology annotation, molecular function: serine-type endopeptidase activity. The transcript is spliced from 12 exons. Gene Ontology annotation, biological process: proteolysis. The record is from RefSeq and is a predicted model, not a curated record.
AUGGUUCCAAUUCGUAUGCUCACCCUCUUCCUUCUAGCUACGCAGCUUCAUUGGUCAUUCACUCAUGGUUCUAGUGACCAAGUUAGAAAGGCGUACAUUGUGUAUUUGGGAGAGGCACUGCGGUUAAGAAGCAAUGUUGAUGUUCAUCAACACAACUUGCUUUCUUCAGUAAUUAAAGAUGAGAGUAUUGCCCGACAAGCUAGAAUACAUAGCUACACCAAGAGUUAUAAUGCAUUUGCAGCAAACCUAUUGCCAGAUGAAGUUCAAAAACUAAAAGAGAAUGAAAAUGUGGUGUCAGUAUUUCCUAGCAGAGUACAGAAACUUCAUACAACAAGAUCAUGGGAUUACUUAAGAAUGCCUCUCUCAGUAAAGAGAAAUCUUAAAAUUGAAAAUAAUAUUAUUGUUGGAGUAUUAGAUACUGGAGUAUAUAUGGGUGCUCCAAGUUUUAAUGACAAAGGAGUAGGACCUCCUCCAUCAAAAUGGAAGGGUAGAUGCCAAGUAGUAGGCAAGUUUACCGGCUGCAACAACAAGGUAAUAGGUGCAACUUUCUACAACAACAACCCCAAAUUUCCCCAAAGAAAGCCAUUCCCACUAGAUGUUGAUGGCCACGGCUCUCACACUUCAUCCACCAUAGCAGGUGCCACGGUAGCAGGCACAAGCUUGUACGGUUUAGGCAAAGGCAUAGCUCGAGGUGGGGUUCCAUCAGCACGUAUUGCAAUGUACAAGGUGUGUUGGCCCGAAGGUUGCAGUGAUAUAGACCUUCUGGCUGGAUUGGAUGAUGCCAUUGAUGACAGAAUUGACGUGCUAUCAAUAUCUAUCGGUGGGAGUUCAAAUGGCUUCUUUGACAAUCCCAUUGCGAUCGGUGCCUUUCAUGCAAUGAAGAAGGGGAUUUUCAUAGCAUGUUCAGCAGGAAAUAGCGGCCCAUAUGUGUAUACAGUGCAGAACACAGCUCCUUGGAUAAUGACGAUUGGUGCUGCUAGCAUGGAUAUGGAGUUUAGGACUUCGAUUAAACUUGGAAAUGGCAAGGAAAAUGUUGGACUUUCCAUCAACACAUUUACACCAAAUAAGAAGAUGUACCCUUUAACCAGCGCGGCAAUAGCAGCCAAUAGUACUUUAUUGCCAGGUUCAUCUCCCUGGUAUUGUGAUCAAGGGAAGCUAGACCAGAAAAAGGUCAAUGGAAAGAUUGUGGUAUGCAAAGAAGCAGCAAAUGAAACUUACAUCAAGUCUUUGGGUGGGAUUGGGGUGUUGAUAUCUGUCAUUGGGAAGAUAGAUACGAGCUUUACAACUAUCAUCCCUGAAGCCAUUAUUGAUUCUUGUUUUGGUAACAGAACUCUUACAUAUGUCAACUCAACCAAAAUCUUUGUCACUCAACUUUAUGUCAGAAUCUUUGUUAGCCAUUUAGUUUUAUGUCAGUAUUUUGUCAGCUUUAUAGGCUUUAAGGCUGUCAUAUACAAGUCCAAAAGAGUUCCUAAUGCUGCUGCACCCUUUAUGGCUUCCUUUUCAUCUCGAGGUCCGGCCAUUCUCACUAGCACAAUACUUAAGCCGGAUAUAGUGGCACCUGGGAUAGAUAUACUUGCUGCUUACUCUAAACUUGCAUCAUUGACUGGAAAUCCUGAUGACAACCGGUUUGAUGUAUAUAAUAUAAUCUCUGGAACUUCAAUGUCUUGCCCUCAUGUGGUUGCUGCCGCUGCCUAUGUCAAAUCAUUCCACCCUGAUUGGUCUCCUUCUGCAAUCAAAUCGGCCCUAAUGACAACUGCAAUUGAAAUGAAAGUCAAGGAUGGCCUUGCUGAGUUAGCCUAUGGUGCUGGCCAAAUUGACUUGACUAGCGCACUACUGCCUGGUUUGAUCUAUGACUUGUCAACGUUGGACUACAUCCGCUUCCUAUGUAAUGAGGGCUACACUGGGACAAAUCUAAAUUUAUUCACUGAAGAUAGAACCAAUUGCUCAAUUGUCCUUAAAUUUGGAGGAUAUGAUUCCCUAAAUUACCCAACAUUGUAUUAUCAGUAUGAUGACCCUAACUCUACUAUAUCAGCCAUCUAUUAUAGGAAAGUUACAAAUGUGGGCUUUAGAAAUUCUACAUACAAGGCAAUCGUCACGGCACCGAAGAAUCUCACUGUCACUGUUGUUCCAAACAAACUAUCUUUUACUCAGUUGCACCAGAAAAAAUCUUUCAAGGUUACGCUAAAGGCGCCACCACAAUUCCUCCAAACUUUCCAAUAUACCCAUUGA